UAGACCGAUCAUUGAUAUUCGUUAAUUUCAGGAAACCUUGUUGUUGUGUGCGUGAGUAAUUCGUUGAACGUGAAGCACGUAAACAGAAGACCGAAUCAAACCACGUGUCAUAAAAGGUUGAGAAAAAGAGAAUGAAUGAUAAAGUUUACGAAUGUGGUUUCGUACGAUUUUGUUUAAUAUUCUGAAUCACAUAAAUGUAUGUGGCUCAAGUGUCCAGUAAUACUCGAACGAUCAGACAAUUUUAAUUAAUACUGUGUGUGCUUAGGGGGCCUGUGUUCAUUUCCGAUCCUGAUGAACAUUUAUGAUAAAGGAUAAGGCCAUUGCUGCACAAUUACAAAGACAUUCUCCGAGGAAAUUCUGUAGGACGAGCACAGCACUGGAUUUUACUGUACGUGUACACUCACAGAAUUCGUCGUUGGUAAUUUCUGGAAGAGAAAGGCGAGAUACAUAGACAUGGAGGACCUUAAUGAUGAUAAUAACAAUGCGGGAGCUCUAGUGAUUAAGGAAGACAACAGUGGUAGUUACAACACUAUAAAUCAUGCCAUCGAAAAAAUCAAAGAAGAGGCUGCGAAGUUGUUCAAGGAGAAAAAAUACUAUCUAGCCGUAUCGAACUACUCGCGACUCAUUGAAAUGUGUCCCAAUGAACCAGUAUACUACGCCAAUCGUGCUGCUAGCUACAUGAUGAUGGAGAACUACGUAAAUGGUCUGGCAGACGCAAAGCAAUCAGUUGAAUUAAAUCCAGCGUUUAUCAAAGGACACUGUCGAGUGAUACUAUGUGCCAUGAGACUUCACAGAUUCUCAGAGAUGGACAGUAGCAUUGGCAAAUUGAAGAUGAUUGAUCCUACCAACGACAUGCUCCAAUAUCAGGUUGAACAAAUGCGAGAGUUGGUUAUGAAUCUUGAAAAUGAACUUCUUGCUAGUAACGCCGGGAAUUACGUCAAGGUUUUGGAAUAUAUCGAUAAGUGUCUGGCGAUUUGUCCACAAUUCAUGGCGUACAAAGUCAAGAAGGCAGAUUGUCUACUUGUUCUUGGAAGAUUGAUCGAAGCGGCAGCAGUGGCAAGAGAGAUUGUGGAACGAGAUCCAAGCAACAGUGAUGGUCAUUAUGUCCUAGGGAAAUGUUUGCGUGAGACAAAUAUUAAACUAUCAGUAUUUCACUUCGGAGAGGCUUUCCGGUUGAAUCCCUAUUGUAGUAGGGACCGCACGCUUCAUGAGAGUGGUAAAAAAAUUAUAGAGAAGAGAACUGAUGCAAACAACGCAUACAGACUCCAGAACUACGCCCAAGCCCACUACCAAUACUCCACACUGUUAUUGGAAUGUGCAAAGGAUGCAGGAUUUCGAACAGCUCUAUACUUCAACAUGGCCCAAGCGUCCUACAAAAUGGGUAACCUCGAGCGAUGCCUGCAGGAGUGUGGAACUGUCCUAAACCUCCAGCCAAAUCACCUGAAUGCCUUGAUGCGUCGUGCACAGUGUCACAUGGACCGAAAGAACUACACCGAAGCCAUCAAAGAUUUGGAGAAAGCUUGGGGCAUCGAGUCGUCAGCUGAGGUCCUCCAAAUGCUGCAAGAAACCCACAAACGCUUGGGAGACUCUCAUAACGGUCCCUACGUGAUCCUGGGGCUAUUGCUGGGUGCACCCAGGGAAUCGAUUAUCAAGGCCUACAGAGAAUUGACGAAAGUGCAUCAUCCUGAUCGCCAUGCAAAUGCAACAGACGAGCAGAAGACAUAUCAUGAAAUGAAAUGCAAGGAGAUUACGAGGGCUUAUAGAUUGUUGAUGGAGAUGAAACCAACUGGUGGAACCAACAGUAACAAUUCCAAUGGGAAACAACGGGAGACGAAUUCAGCACCGAAGCCAUCACCAAGAGGUUCCACCACUAAUUUUAAUAACAGUAAUGGGCAUCAGUCAUCAUCUGGAGGUGCCAAUCAUAACUCGGCUGGAAGUGAAUCAGGAGGAAGAGGUGGGGCUAGAGGUUCUAAUAAUUUCUAUGGGCAGCAAUAUUCACCUGGAGGCAUGGAUAAUAAUUCUGCUGGAUCUCAGCCGAGAGGCAGGGGUGCAGCAAGACACUCUCAUGAUUAUUACUGGGAACAAUCUUCAGCCGGAGGAAGCAAUCGUAAUUCUACUGGGUCUCAGGCAAGAGGCAGGGGCGCAGCGAGAGGUCCUUACGAUUAUUAUGAGCACCAGUCGUCCCCUGGAGGCACGGGUGGUGAUUAUGAUAGGUUUCACGCAAGAGGUAGAGGAGCAGCAAGAGGUCCUCAUGACUAUUACGGGCAACAGCCUCCAGCAGGAGGCAGCAAUCAAUAUCCCACUGGGUUCAAAUCGUCAGCAGGAGGUUCUAAUAAUCAUUAUGGGCGACAAUAUACAUCUGGAGGAACCCAUUAUAAUUCCAAUGGAGGUCAGCCCACAGCGGGAGGUUCUCGGAAUUACAGUGGAAAAGACUAUAACCCGAGGAGUGAGAAUCAUCGUUCCGCAGGGCCACGAUCAUCUGCAGGGACUUCUAAUACUCAUAAUCGACAGCAAUUCUCAGGAAAUUCUGAGAGCAAGCCAGCAGGGGCUUAUCGUGAUGACGGUAAGGCGAAGCAGACCUCAUCGAGGAACUAUUACUAUGAUGAUUAUUACGAUGAUGACAGUUACAGUUCCAGUGACAGUGAAUCUGAUUCUGGAAAUUAUGGUAAUGAUUAUGAGAGGAAUGGAGGAGAUUAUCCUGAUGGGAAUGAAGACGAUUGUAAUCGACAUGAAGGAGACUAUGAUGAUCGGGAUGAACAAAAUGAGGGUGGUCAGGGUGGAGUAAUUGAUGACAAUUACUAUGCAGAAUCUUAUCACCAGAGUGAAGAUGAUUAUGAUGAUUAUGAUUGACUUGAGGAAGAGCAUGAUGAUCGAGGUGAACAAAGUGGUGGCGAUCAGGAUGAAGCAGUCGAUGAAGAUCGGGAUGAACAAACUGAUGAGGGACAUGAAGAAGAUGAUAAUUCGCAUGGAGAUGAUGAUGAUGAUGAUGAUGAUUAUUGCGAUGAUGAUUAUUAUGAUGAUGAUGAUUAGGAGAAAAUUGGGCAUUUACAAUGUAAAAUAGAUAUUGAAUGUAAAGAUAUCACUGAUACUGCCGCUAUUGUGACUGGAUCAUACGCGGAAAGUACAACUGCUAUCUGCAUUUUUAACUCAGUUUCGUGCACUCAAAUAUAUUUUACUACAUGGUGUCGCCUGAGUUAUUUUCUAAUUACAAAUAAUCAUGUUAUUAAAUUUUAAAGGCAUGAAAAA
This is a messenger RNA of Diachasma alloeum, 3246 nucleotides long. Its product is annotated as dnaJ homolog subfamily C member 7. Bases 454 to 2850 code for a protein of 798 amino acids. The transcript is spliced from 8 exons. Gene Ontology annotation, molecular function: protein binding. NCBI's taxonomy places the organism in Eukaryota, Metazoa, Arthropoda, Insecta, Hymenoptera, Braconidae. The record is from RefSeq and is a predicted model, not a curated record.